Messenger RNA from Aspergillus calidoustus, 1950 nucleotides. The record is from the annotation of a GenBank genome assembly. Lineage: Eukaryota; Fungi; Ascomycota; Eurotiomycetes; Eurotiales; Aspergillaceae.
AAAUAGACGAAUGCGAAGGAGGGUUAUUUAACUCAGCGACUUCCCUCGGCCCUGUGUUUUGGGUUUGUGUUCCUGAGGAUUUGGAUCUGGGAUACGCCCAUCUCGAUAUUUACUGUUGAUUGUGGCAUGCCAAGCAGAGCAGGGAGAAAUAGAUAGAUAGCGAUGGUUCACUACACCACCUCCGUCGCAGUACUUCUCGUCGGGGCUCUACCCCUGGCAACCCUCGCGCGGGAAUGCCGCACAAACGGGACGAGCCCCGAGGGCUACUUCCCACGCAUGGACCUCACCUCGCCCUCGCAACUAGCCCAAUUCUCCGAAUGCGACACGCUCACCGGGUACAUCCACGUUUCCCCAGACUUCAAGGGGACGCUCGAGCUCCCCGCCAGCGUGACAAACUUCAGCGGGUACAUCACGCGAAAUUAUGGGCAGCCGACGGACGGGCUCGAUGGCGUCAUCCUGCCCAACGUGCGGUCCAUGGAAAGUAUUGAGCUUUAUGGAGCGUACGGGGUGAAGAGUGUUUCUGCGCCGAGAUUGGAGACGCUUGGGAGGUUGCUUGUUGAGCAGGCGGUUGAGGAGGGGGCGUCGUUGGAUUUUGGGGCGUUGAGGGAGGUCGAGACGAUUGCUUUGGCGGGGUAUUGGAGCAGCAUCUCCUUCCCCUCCCUCCAGGAAAUUACCUUUAGCAUGUCAGUGCAUACCGACCCCUCCCGCGAAGCAACCGACGUCCUCGUCCCCGUCGACAUCGACCUCCCUGUUCUAAAAGAAGCGGGUCAGCUGUCUCUGUACGGACAGAUCAAGAGUUUGUCCACGCCUCUUGUUGAAGUCCUGGGCCGUGGCAAUCAGCACUAUUACACUCUGACGUUGCGAGCGAAUUAUACCGCGAUGGAAGGGGUCUUUUUGCCGGCGCUGCAAGAGCUGUAUGGGGAGUUUAGGGUCAAUGGGAGUGUAUCCGCUGUUGACCUUGGCGGUAUGAAAAACGCUUCGGCCCCGAUUAAGAUCGACGUCGAGACACCGAUCGAGAUCUACUCUGGUCUCGAGAACGCAGGCAGGAUUUUCGUGCGCGGGCCACUUGCUGUCAUAAACUUCACAAAUCUCACCACGGCAGCGGACCUAAACAUAACAACCACCUCCUCAACCCCGCUCUCCUGCCCUCGCGCUCUAGUAGACAUCUACCGCUACUUCUCCGACCCAGACGAGCCGGCCUUCUGCAACGCCGAGUCCCUCUCCGCCGCCGGCGAAAACCCUUACCUCAAUCCAGAUUACAUGCCCAGCUACCCGGUCACCGGAUACGCAACCGUAACCUCCGAUUCAGCGUCAACUUCGACGUGGGGAUAUGGAUCUGGGUCUACACCUACGCCGUGGUGGAGUCCCACGCCGACGCCCAUCUACAGCCCGACACCGACGCCCGGGGGAGGGGGUGGGAAAUUGAGUAGCGGCGCUGAGGCGGCGAUCGCGACUGUGGCUGUUGUUGUUGGGUUGGUGGGGAUUGGGGGGUGGGUUUUGGCGAGGCGGAGGAAUAGGCGGGCGAAGUCGGGUGGAACAGGAGCUGAUAGUAAUGCACCUGGUGCAGGAGGUUCUGAACUGGGGGCAGUCGCGGCUGCUGGGGCUGGUUAUACUGCUACGACCAGUCGGCGCGGUGACGCUGGUGAGGAAGAGGAAAGGCUCCCACGACACUCUGCGGAUGUGGCGCCGCCGCCGUAUUCGCGCGAGGAGCCGAGGAAGGCGUGAUAAUACAUACCGCACAUACGCUGGUCAAGGAGGGAAGGGAGGUACAGUACGUUGUACAUGAUACUGGUAACUUGAAUGAUUGUCACAUUUGAUGAUAGAUAAGCAGGAAUAGAUGCCGCUUUUCAUGAAGGUUAUCAAUUUCCAUUACUAUAUUUGCGUGCAGCUUUCCCCAUACUGCUCUGUUGACCAGAUAUACUCCAGUCUAACGUGAAUCUACGGUUGUGC